Molecule: messenger RNA, 2640 nt
Organism: Pungitius pungitius (ninespine stickleback)
Lineage: Eukaryota; Metazoa; Chordata; Actinopteri; Perciformes; Gasterosteidae
Exons: 7
Coding region: 1693-2511 (272 amino acids)
Source: RefSeq, a predicted model, not a curated record
UUAUUGUAUAAACUCAAAACACUAGGUGUGUGGAUAAAACUAUAAGCAUUUGUACCUAGAAUUAACAAUUUCAAAUGCCUAUGGUAUGGGACUUGCAUACUGUAUUGAUUAAAGUUAAAACCUAAUAAAGAAUAAAACAAGUAAGUGCACCACUUUGUUUCCAAAGCUGUUAAUAGUAACAUUGAUUUAGCUAAUUGUUAAAUCAUCACUUUAAGGUUAUACAUGAGACAUAAUUUCCUUCAAGUGACGACCAUCUUUACCAAAGAUGAAAGCAACACUACAGCCACGACUACCCAUGAGCCUCUUGGGGAGGUUGUCCUGCUCUGCUUUGACUGGAUUGCUUAAUAGGAUUAUCUAGUCUUAGUACAGGAGAAAGGCAGGGAUGGGAACUUAAAUCGAUAUAUAUAUAUAUAUACAGAUUUCCAGCAGCAACAAAACUUCUGGAGGUUACGGAAGAUUAUUUAAAUAUUUGCUUCUAACCCAAGGGAGGCUGUUGGAUUAUUCCUGGAAAAACCGGUUAAUGUCAUGACUACUCAGGUGAGUAAUCUACCAGCUGUCCCACCUGAUCCCCUCUUUGAAUGCAACGAUCUCGGCAAUAGAAGGAAAUGUUUCUGAACUAAUUACAGCGUGAUGCCGAGCCGAACUGCAUCAGCGGGUUCGCCACGUUGGACAGCGAGGACAGUGCCGACGGUAACAGCUUUAAAUGGCCACACAAAGUCCAUGACCAGUGUCCUGGGUGUACAUUUAAACUGGCUUCUGUCCCAGCAGAAAGCAGUCGGGAGGAUCAGCCAAUCACAAACUGGAACGCGCUCUCCAUCAUCGAGCGCGUCGGACUUGACGGGUGACCCAGUGUGAUUUUUUAUCUGCCAACCAUGUCAUACCUUUUAAAAACACCAGUUAAUCUGACUCUUCCUCCCACUUUUCUCUGACAGUGUGGAGCUGUCAGAGAAAGAUUUGGAGGUAAAGUGAUAUUGCAUCCCACAUGCGUGUUUUUGUGUUGCUUUCACAUCUCCUAACGCUCUUACAAUCUCACCGACGGUGAGUUUGCUUUUUAGAGGCCUGAAUGAACCGCAGGAACGAUUGCACAUAAAAUAACAACAACCAGCAUCCUGUUCCUAUGUUCCCAUCUGCAGCCGACUAUUUUUUAAAGUCGGACGUGAACGAUUGUUGACCCUUCCCUUCAAACUCAUGUUUCACCCCAAUUAGGAAAAAACCUCAUGAAUCCCGACGUUCCGACGCAUACGGCUCAGCCUGUGUCUGAAGCGUGGCCUGGUUGCUGCUCUUCUUAUGUUCCCAGGCGGCCUUCUCUCAGAUCGCCCUGGCCUCGCGCUGCGAUCAGUUCACCCUGAAGCAGAGGCUGCAGGCCGAGGAGCACGCGCGCAACCUGGCCGAGGAGAACGUCCUGCUGGAGCUCACCAGAGGCCGGGAGACGCUGGAGGUGCGGCUUCAUGACUGAUGGUGUGAAAUGACGCUGCCAUAGAGCAGGUGCUCCCGUGUGUGUCUGUGCGUGUGUGUGUGUGUGUUUUUUAGACGCUGAAGGGCCUUUGUCAGGACAGUAAGCGCAGUAAGAUCCUGCAGAGGCUGGAGCUGUCCCUGGACAUCCUCGGUGGGACCGUGGAACGAAUCUCCAACACAGCGGAGGUGCUCGGCGCCGUGCACCAGGAGGCUCGAGUGAGUCGAGCAGUGGAGCUCAUGGUGGCCCACGUGGAGAACCUGAGGAGACAAUACGAUAGAAACAUGUUGGAGCUGGAGGACGCCAAGAAGACCAUCCAGCUGCAGAACUCCUGCAGAAGCGCCGUGGACCCGAGCCCGUCUCCAGGUCUCCGAUGUCCUGCCUCCCGGGGUUUGUUUUGCUCGUUCUUCAUUAUUUCACAGACUUUUCUCCUUCUAGAUGCAGAGAGAGAAAGUGAAGGCAGAAAGAAAAACUCUCAGCAGAACAGCGGUCGUCGCAGAGUCAGCGUAACUCUAAUGCCGAUCCAAAUCCAGGAGCCGGUCAAGCUAGACACGGAUAAAAAAGCUCUCCCUGGAAGGUCCAUCAGCAAAGACUCCUUCCUCUCGUCCUUGUCUCCCCCCCUGGGCUCCGAGUCCUGCUGCGCCGCCGGGACCAAGGCCGCCGGCUCCCUCGCCGAAGACAGGCCGGUGGAGCCAGAAGAAACUCCAGCUGCUGAACUCCUUCCCCCCCCGGCCCCCGGCCUCGAGGGCCUCCUGUCGAAACAUCAGGCCACCAGAAAGUCACGUGACAAAAACCCCCCCCUGGAUGGUCUACGCCAGAGACACAAGGGCAAAGCUGCCUUAUCAAAGAAAAAAGCAGACAGGGACAAAAAGAGCGCCGCCGCUUACCGACGGCCUUCAACGAGCUCGUGCGGCCCGCCGUGGGGACGGCGUCCCGCGGCCCUCUGGGCGCUACGCUGUCGCUGGGCGCUGCUCCUCGUGUACCUGUUUGUGCUUUUCUGCGGCGCGGCGCUGGCUUGCGUCCUGUGGAAGCUUCACGACGAAGCGCCGGAGCGCUGAAGGAAAUCUGCGACUCAGUCUUUUUGGAUAUAAAACCAACGGUGUGUUCUUCAAAUACUUUGGGUUCGUUUUUUCUUCUAGAAAACCAAAAGCCACAAACUUCCAAUUUUUUGGCUGUAUUUCUUUAUU